Bombyx mori (domestic silkworm) is the source of this 7185-nucleotide messenger RNA. It is a transcript of the gene Lnk, whose product is annotated as SH2B adapter protein 1. The record is from RefSeq and is a predicted model, not a curated record. Gene Ontology annotation, biological process: intracellular signal transduction. Gene Ontology annotation, cellular component: plasma membrane. The transcript is spliced from 4 exons. Bases 299 to 1648 code for a protein of 449 amino acids. Lineage: Eukaryota; Metazoa; Arthropoda; Insecta; Lepidoptera; Bombycidae. Gene Ontology annotation, molecular function: transmembrane receptor protein tyrosine kinase adaptor activity.
GGAAAAGUUAAUAAAGAAGUAAAUGAAACAAAUAGCAAAAAAGGAAUCGUUUGGUUCGAUUUAAUCACUUUUAUUGAGAAAGUGGAGCUAUACCUUAUUUUUUUAGUAUGGCAACAAAAUUUGUUUUCGCGAGAAAAAAAACUUGUGAUAGCAUCGUAAAUUUUAUUUUGAUUGCAAAACAGGCAUGAGAAUAGUUAAAAAAACAAACAACAUCUGUACAGUUAGUGUAAGUUACGGUGUUUAGUGUAAAAUUGUAAAUAUUUGUGCCCUCGUGGAGCUGUUAAAGCGAUUCCUGGCCAUGGCGGGCCCUUCGGACGGCGACCCCGACGGCUGGGUCGAGUACUGCGAGCGUGAGGCCCGCGCCGCCGCACAGGAGCUCGCUAAGGGCUGUCUCCCAUACAUUCAGCCCGGUCAUGAAGCUGCUGCUCAACCUCCCACUACCCACAAGGAUUUGCUUAAGAAAUUCAUAGACUGUUUUACUGAACAUUUUGAUAUAGAAAUAGGAAAAUUAAAAGCACUGCACAAAUUGCCUAAUGGAACGCAUACCGGUCAUGACGAGAGUGACUACUCUGAAGACACUGAAUCUCCCCAGACACAGCACAAGCCAUUCUUCAGAAGGCUAUCAUUCAAAGGUCUUAGACGGGGGAAGGGACUUUUUCAUAAACAGCAUUCAGACGAAGUUGAACUCUCAUCAAAUUUGAACAAGCACAACAAGACUAAACUAGCUAAGAUUGUCGUAGAAUGUAGGAAGGAAGGAUUAGUUAAUUAUUUAACACCAGAAAGCUUGGAGCAACCUAGUGGUCCACAAAAAUGGGAACGAUGCAGGCUAGCGCUCGUCAAGACUGUUGGUGGUUAUAUGUUAGAGUUUUAUUCUCCGCCCAAAUCCCAGAAACCUCGUAGCGGUGUCUUUUGUUUUCUAAUAUCGGAAGCAAGAGAGACCACUGCAUUAGAGAUGCCGGACCAUGAAAACACGUUUGUUUUAAAGGCCGACAAUAACAUGGAAUAUGUAAUAGAAGCAUCAGACGUUGACGACAUGAAGUCAUGGUUAGCUACGAUCAAGUACUGCAUGAGGUCGCCUCCAACAGCGCAGCCCCCAGCCGAUUCUCUACCAGAACCGGUUCCAGAACUCCCUCCACGUAGAUCGUUGCCCCCGAGCCCGGAGCCUGAGUUGGCUUCGAUCGCUGAGGAAUGUGCCCCCGAGUUAGCGGAAUGGCCGUGGUUCCAUGGGACCCUGCCUCGGUCUAAUGCUGCAGCGCUGGUGCUUGCUGGCGGGCAUUCGGCGCAUGGAUGUUACCUCGUCAGGCAGAGUGAAACGAGACGUGGGGAGUACGUGCUCACGUUCAAUUUCCAGGGCCGCGCAAAACACCUCCGCAUGACCGUCAGCGAAGGUGGUCAGUGUAGAGUUCAGCAUCUAUGGUUCCCGAACGUGCUCGAUAUGCUCGAGCACUUCAGAGUUCACGCCAUCCCGCUGGAGUCGGGUGGCGCUGCUGACGUCACGCUUGCGCAGUACGUCGUCUGCCCAGACCGACCCGACCAGCAACAUCAAGUAACUCACGGCAGCGACGUGAGGCUUCGCAGAACUGAAUUGGCGGCUCUGCUCUCCGCCCAUGAUCUACGUGCAGUCGAUAAUCAUUACACGUUUGUUUAAACCAAUCUACUCGCAAUAAUCGAUCAUAAUAACAGACGGCGGAAAGUCUAGAAUCGCAUUAAACACGUUCGCGUGAGCAACGUCUUACAGCGUCGUGUUUUUAAAAUUAUGAAAUGGCGUAACGUCAUAUGACGGCCUCUAGAUUAUCGUAUUUGUUUUGUCUUUGGACAUCUAUUUUGUGGGCAAGUUACUAUGGCGCAUCUACUUAGCGCCGCAACACAUUCGAUUUUAACAGCCUACACCGCCGCGUUCCCUAAAAAAAAUUAUCUUAAGAUGUACGUAUUACGACGGGACGUUUUUAGACGUUGCUAAACUUUGUAUGGGAAAAAGGUGCACCACAGUAGCAGUAUUCAGAAAUGAGGUUGCUCACGCGAACGUUUUGAUUUGUUAUUGACAUUUAAAAAAAAGUUACCAUAACCAAAAAAGUUAUAGAUAACGCUAAAACUCGUAAAUACGCUACUAAAGAAAAAAAGCCUAAAUCCGUUGACAAGCAAUGGAGAAAACGGUACUGAAUCGUUUUGUCGUUGCCUAUUUAUUUAAAGAGAUAUCUGAGAAUAGAACGAAAAUUGUAUAGUUAUUAACUAUUAUUACUAAUUUAAUGUAUUUUGUUAGUAAACCUUUAGUUUACAUUGUGAGAAGUAAGUUGAUUUAUGUAUUUAAGAACGUAUUAUCUUGUUAUAUUAUGAUACAUAAAUGAACAUUAAGUUUAAUCAGAUCCAGAUGUCCAUAAACUCUUAUCUAUGACCAUUUUCAGAAGUGAACAAACAACUCGAGAUUAAUAUAAUGAUUUAUUAAUACACACUGUCCCGUUUUCAGAUGCCACAAUAAUCAUCUCUCUCUCCGAUACCCCUAUCUCUGUUGAUUAUCUUCUCCAUUCGCCUUAUCUAUAACUGCACUUUUAAGCCUUCUUCUCCUUAAGGUCUUGAUUCUGGACUAUUUUUAAGUUACCUGAUCACAUGUGAAAUAAAACUGGCGCAUCGAACGACUCAGUUAGGAACUUUGAAAAUUCAGUAUUAUCAAAUGUACUCGUUAAUGCACUAGUUUGGAUUAAAGUACCGCCUGUUUUAUACGUUAACCAUCAAUCACGGCGAGAUGGGAUAAUGCUACGGACAUAAUAUGAUGAAAUGAUUGUGACAGUUUCUCAUAUAACUUAAUAACUAGUAAAACUCUUCGCCUAUGUUAAUUAUUCAUGGCUAUCACUUGAGUCGACUAUUAUCAAAGCCGGCAAUGUGACUUUUGGACAAUUAUUGGUAAAUCAGAAAAACGAAUUAUUGACUUUGUAUUCCAUUGGCAGUCACAAAACUCUUCUGAACGACAUCUUAGAUAAAUAACAGGUUAAGUAUUAACCUUCAUUUAAUGCAGGUUUUGAACCGUAUUCUUUGACGGAGACGAUUAUAUUCAAAUCAAUCUGUAUUGACAUAUCAAUAACAUUUUUUUGUCCAAAUGCACAGAUUGCCACCUUUGAUAAUAGACGACUCACUUAUAGCACGGAUUGAAGAGCGUAACUAAACGUUUUACGGUUUUUAUUAUUUAUAUAUUGUAUAUAGUUAUACGGUAGCUUUGUCACUCCCACCUUCAUAAAUAUUUGUUAUCCCUAAUAUUCUCAUUCGCCUUCGAAUGCAGUAAACGAUGUAGACUUUUUCGCUAAUUUAUUAAUCUGAAGAUUAUACCAUAGUUUAAACAAAUUCUGCUUUAUAUAGUAGAAGAUUAGAUGUCAAACUGGUGUAUGUUUAUUUUAUCAUUAACUUUCCUUUCUCUGUACUGAUCGGAAAAAUUAAUAGUGAUAAAUGUUAUGAGGUAAAGAAAGGCUGCUCCUUAUUGGCGAUUUAUUUGUUUAAAAGUAAAUGUAAGGAACUAAUGAGUGAAAUUCAUCCGAUGGAAUGAAAAUAAACAUUAGUUCUUUUUGUUGUACUCUCAAUUUUGUAUAACUGCGACAUUCUUGAGAACAUAUUCUAGUAAUUAAAGUCAAUAGCCAAUUUGUAGAUAAAAUUAAGGCAAAGUGAUGAUUAUGAAAUAGUUCUCUUGUCACUUUUUGGUACCGAAACCUAUGAGAAAGAUGCCAAAUUGUAAGCAUAAUCUUAAUGUUAUCAUUUUAGGUGUUUAGAGCACACUUACAUGUAGCUAUUUAUUUAAUUAUUUAAUUUAAUAGUAUAAUCGUAAGGUAGCGGAUGAUGUGCAAUCAUUAUUUAUUUAGCGUUUAUGGCAUAGCCUAUUAUUUUUUGAACUUAUAAUAAUAAUAUUAAUGUUAAAAUGUUAAGGUUUCGUUGUAAAGAACAGUAUGCGCAAUAUUCUUUUUAUGAUUGAAGGAUUACUGGUGGCCCGGAGGCCUUUCCAGUUUCACUAGGACAGGUGGGCGAGCAGAGGCUCAGCCAAGAGGGGUGGUAUUGGCUAACAGCUGCCUGAGCGCCUCCGAAGGAGACCUAACAACUCAAGAGCAGCUGCUACGCGAAUGAAUCUACUACCGAAUUGGAAUUUUUUUUUUUUUUUUUAUUGCUUAGAUUUGUGGACGAGCUCACAGCCCACCUGGUGUUAAGUGGUUACUGGAGCCCAUAGACAUCUACAACGUAAAUGCGCCACCCACCUUGAGAUAUAAGUUCUAAGGUCUCAGUAUAGUUACAACGGCUGCCCCACCCUUCAAACCGAAACGCAUUACUGCUUCACGGCAGAAAUAGGCGGGCCGGUAGUACCUACCCGUGCGGACUCACAAGAGGUCCUACCACCAGUAAUUACGCAAAUUAUAAUUUUGCGGGUUUGAUUUUUAUUGCACGGUGUUAUUCCUUCACCGUGGAAGUCAAUCGUGAACAUUUGUUGAGUACGUAUUUCAUUAGAAAAAUUGGUACCCGCCAGCGAGAUGCGAACACCGAUGCAUCGCUCAACAAGAAUGCACCGGACGUCUUAUCCUUUAGGCCACGACGACUUAAAAUAAAUUUAAGCUUUAAAUAAAUUCUUUUACAUGAUGUAAUAAAUUGAAUUUCACAACAGUUUGGAUCGUACCAAUUAAAUCACGUUUCAUGACACUUAUAUUCAGCCGUCUGUGUGCUUAGUGCGAGCUUUUUAACUUAUUUUUAACAGUUUUACCGGUGAUAGGACCUCUUGUGAGUCCGCACGGGUAGGUACCACCAACCUGCCUAUUUCUGCCGUGAAUGGGCUCCGGUAACCACUUAGCAUCAGGUGGGCUGUGAGCUCGUGCACCCAUCUACGCAAUAAAAAAAGUUAAAGCAGCGCCCCUGGCGGCAAACGAAGAAAUUAAAAAUUUACACUAAGCACACAAUUCCACUUAAAUGUUUUUCGAUUAUUAUACUCCGAACAUGUAGGAAAUUUGUAAACAUAAUUAAGUUAAUAAUGUAAUCGAGUAGAAGAAAGCGGAACUAGAGAUAAAUAGAAACAUAGUUUCUGUAACAGAAUCUUCAUAUUACGAUAUAUUAUUAUACGAAACGUCGAACUGACAUUAUGAAAAUUAAAAAAUGCUAGCAAAUUUUACGCCCGUUGCGUUUAUAAAGUUAUUAAAUAUUACAGGGGUUAGCGUAAUAUCAUAAUAAUGUUUAUUCAAAAAACCUAGUAAAUAUACUUUUAAUGGCUUUGGCUAUAAGAAUUUACUGUUUAAUUAACAGAAUUAAGACUAAAAAUUUGUAAUUGUCUAUGGCUAGUUGAGGUAGAGGUUUGAAAAGUGAAAUUAAGACAGGCGCGUGGUUAUUAAACAAAAGACUAGUUGAAUUAUCAUUAUAGCAAUUUAGCACUGUAGUUAUUGUAUUGAAUUGAACGUUUUUUUCGGUUAUAACAGCGGUGGCCAUUAAAUAAAAUUUGCAGAAUUAUUUUAGGUUAUUUAAGUAAUACAAACAUUUGAAAGUAAAGAACAGAUUUAACCAGCGGCUUUAAACCUUUUUUUAAUCAGAGACGCACUAACUUAAGUUAGGUACUCUUUACAAUUUGGAUACAUGCAAAAUUUUUAAUACAUAAUUGAAAUGAAGAUAUUUGACGUGAAUAUAUUAAAAUGGACACCAUUAAUCUAUUAAAUAUAGUUCAUUUUCGAUCUCUUAAAGCUUGACGCGGUGCUUGAGAGUCCCUGGAUUAAAUAAUACACAUAGAAUAAGAAUGAUAAAAUCCAAAGUCUUAUUUAAAUAGCGAAAUGAUCUGUCAAUAUUUAUUUGAUCGUAUUAGUUACUUUCAAGGUUCUGGUAAACAGCUGUAUCAUAUUAUCUACAUAAACUUACAUAACAAAAAUUCAAUUUCAAUUUAAGAUGAUAAAGUUGUAUUGUAAUUUCACAUUGCAGUGAACAAAAAGGCUGAGGCAGAUGCAAUCUUAGAACGAUUAAAUAGAUAAAAAUCCAAAAAUUCAUUUGUAUGGAAUAUAUUAUAAUUAUGGCAAAUGUACUUAAAGGAACUUGCAUUAACAGUAAACACAUAUAUUAUAUUAUAUGUAAUCUGUAAAUUAAAAAAAAAAAUCGAUAUGUUAGCGUAAGCAUAUUUAUAAAAUAAAAACAAAAUUGUUGUUCCGAAUAAUAUACAAUUGACGUGAAAUUAUAUGAAUGUUAUUUAAUGGUGUAAUAUUAAUAUGUGUUUUAAUGUUGUAAAGCUUAUAAAUAUAGUCGUAAUGCUUUUAAUAUAAUUCGAGUUUGCGUGUAUUUGAGUCUGAGAAUUAAUUGUGGUGGGUCACUUCUCUUGAGAGUUGAGAUAUAGGUACUAUCUUAUAGUAUCCUGUAAAAAAAUCCUAUGUAUAGGCAAAGCUUAAUGAUAAGAGGUUAACUGAGUCACAUCGAUACGGCACCGUAAAUACCUACCUACCGCCAAUUCUUGAGGCGAAGGGGGUGAAAUGAAUACUAAAAUGUGUUUAUGGGAUAAAAUCCUUUCAUUCGAACUAAAACGGCUAGCUACUUCACAAAAGAACAUUGUUUGAUGAAAAUACCAUUGCGGCCUCAAGAUACACUCAGACACGUGUAAGAUCUAGUCAUUUUACAGAAUGAAAGGAGAUUACACAACAAAGAGAACAGAGAAGAGUGACUUAGCUUUAGAUCCAAGGACAAUGUAAAAUAUUCAAACGCCUACUCAUAGGUCAUUUUAAUAGGUUACAUUUGACAAUUAAUCAAAAUUCAACAACGUAACCUUGUAACGGCGGGCAAAAUAAUAUAUUUUUUCAUUCACUUUAAUCGAUGUUUUGAAGCAGGUCACCUCACUAUAAAGAUAAAACUGACAGACGUCAAAUGUUACCUAUUAAAAUGACUCAAUAUUAUUCAAACAGUUUUGGUCAACGAAUUCAAAUGCAAUAUAGUAAAUGUCAUACUUACGUUAUGCACUAGCUGACUACUUUUUGAGGAGAUGAAGAAACUUAGAACAGUCCAAAAUACGUUUUACCAUUUUUUUUGUAAUUUUCACAAUAAUAGUUAGGUAGUUAGGCACCAUCAUUAAAUCGAUCAAAAAAGAAAAUAUUAGUUUGAUAGUGCAUAUCGUCCGUAAGAGUAGGUUAUAAGUCGUUAACAUUCCUCGUAAGAUUCGUGUGUAAUAAAUGUAAAUCAAACGAAAUAUGUAUACAGAAUAUAUUU